AUGCUUAAUGGUAGCUGCAUGAUACCCUAUCAGACGCUUCUACACGACGAGGCCCAUGCCGCUGGCUUGGCUACCAGUGGCCUGUCCAACACAGACUAGGCAACCACCGAAGGAGUCGUACUCCAUGCAGGUUAGAUAGCCAUGCGCGCCGUUGCCCGAGCCGCGUACACCGGCCGUCGUACUCCACCGUUGCCGGUGCUCUACUCACGUACGUACAUCGCACAAUGUGGCCAUGGGCGGCGUUGGUGCUGGUCGCGCUCUACCUGCAUCCGGCUGCGGCGGCGGCCGAUACUGUGGCGGCGGCGUCCUACUCCUACAUUGUGCACAUGGACAAGUCGGCCAUGCCGGGGGCGUUCUCGAGCCACCUGCGCUGGUACGAGUCCACGCUCGCCGCGGCCGCCCCGGGGGCAGACAUGUUCUACGUCUACGACCACGCCACGCAUGGCUUCGCGGCGCGGCUCUCCGUGGAUGGGCUUGACAGGCUCCGACGCUCCCCGGGAUACCUGUCGUGCUACCGCGACGACGCGAGGGCGGUGCGCGACACGACGCACACGCCCGAGUUCCUCGGCCUCGGCGUCGGCGUGGCCGGCGGAAUAUGGGAGGCGUCCGAGUACGGCGAGAACAUGAUCAUCGGCGUGGUGGACACGGGCGUGUGGCCCGAGAGCGCGAGCUUCCGCGACGACGGGCUACCCCCGGUGCCGGCGCGGUGGAAGGGCUUCUGCGAGUCCGGCCCGGCGUUCGACGCGGCCAAGGCGUGCAACCGGAAGCUCGUCGGCGCGCGCAAGUACAACAAGGGCCUCAUCGCCAACACCAAUGUGACCAUCGCAGUCGACUCCCCGCGGGACUCGGAAGGCCACGGCACGCACACGUCGUCCACGGCGGCCGGCUCGCCCGUAGCCGGCGCGUCCUUCUUCGGCUACGGGCGAGGCGUCGCUCGCGGCAUGGCGCCCCGCGCCAGGGUGGCGGUGUACAAGGCCCUGUGGGAGGACGGCGCGUACGCUUCCGAUAUACUCGCCGCCAUGGACCAGGCCAUCGCCGACGGCGUGGACGUGCUCUCCCUCUCCCUUGGCUUCAACGGCCGGCAGUUAUACGAAGAUCCCGUCGCAAUUGGCGCAUUCGCGGCCAUGCAGCGCGGCAUCUUCGUGUCAACCUCAGCCGGUAACGACGGGCCGGACGCCGGGUACCUUCGCAACGGUUCGCCGUGGGUGCUCACCGUCGCGGCGGGCACGGUGGACCGGGAGUUCUCUGCCGUCGUCCGGCUCGGCGACGGCACGACCUUGGUCGGCGAAUCGCUGUACGCCGGAACCCCACACAGCCUCGGAAACACCGGGCUCGUGUUCCUCGGCCUGUGCGACAACGACACGGCGCUCGCAGCGAACCGCGGCAAGGUCGUGGUCUGCGACGUGCCGUACAUCGACGCCCUGACCCCCGCGAUAUCGGCGGUGAAAGCCGCCAAGGUGCGCGCCGGGCUGUUCCUGUCCAACGACACGUUGAGGGAGCUGUACGAGAACUUCCCAUUUCCGGGCGUGAUCCUGAAGCCACGAGGCGCCCCGGCGCUGCUGCACUACAUCCAGAGGAGCCGCCCGCCCAAGGCCUCUGUCAAGUUCGCGGUGACCGUGGUGGACACGAAGCCCGCGCCGCAGGUGGCGACCUACUCGUCGCGCGGCCCGUCGCGGAGCUGCCCGACGGUGCUCAAGCCCGACCUGCUCGCGCCCGGCUCGCUCAUCCUCGCCUCGUGGGCGGAGAACGCCAGCGUCGCCGACGCCGGGACGCAAUCGCCGCUGUUCAGCAAGUUCAACGUCAUCUCCGGCACGUCCAUGUCGUGCCCACACGCGUCAGGCGUGGCGGCGCUGCUCAAGGCCGUGCACCCGGAAUGGAGCCCCGCGGCGGUGCGGUCGGCGAUGAUGACGACGGCCAGCGCGGUGGACAACACCUUGGCUCCCAUCAAGGACAGGGCUGACGGCAUCCAGUACGCAGCCGACCCGCUUGCGAUGGGGUCCGGACACAUCGACCCGAACCGUUCCCUAGACCCGGGCCUGGUGUACGACGCCGGGCCGGACGACUACAUCAAGCUCAUGUGUGCCAUGAACUUCACGGCGGCGCAGAUCAAGACCGUGGUGCAGUCGUCGGGCCCCAUGGACUGCGCCAGCGCGACGCUCGAUCUCAAUUACCCGUCGUUUAUCGCGUUCUUCGACUACAACGGCGGAGAGAAGACGUUCACCAGGACCGUGACCAACGUGGGCGACGGGCCGGUGAGGUACAAUGCCACAGUGGAGGGACUGGACGGGGUGAAGGUGAGCGUCGUGCCCAAUAGGCUGCUGUUCGGCGGUAAGCACGAGAAGCAGAGGUACACGGUCGUGGUUCGGGUUGGGGAUAGCCAAAUAAUCCCCGAAGUAGUGUUGUAUGGAUCGUUGACAUGGGUGGAUGACACCGGCAAAUACACGGUGAGGAGUCCGAUCGUGGUGGCGUCGGCGAACUUUUCUCGGCCAUAGGAUAUGCAUGUGCACAGAUCCAACUAGUGACCAUACGCCAAUACAUAAUGGUCAUGUGGUAUGGAUAAUGAAAUGUUUCAAAUGAUUUUUUUGAAAUAACCACAUACAUUUCAUUAGACAAAGCGUAUUACAAAGAGUAUAUAUGGUCAUCACAAGAGACAUAUAUAGAUGUCUUGCAAUAUUGCAUCAAACACUUCACAAGAAG
This is a messenger RNA of Aegilops tauschii subsp. strangulata, 2697 nucleotides long. Its product is annotated as subtilisin-like protease SBT3. The record is from RefSeq and is a predicted model, not a curated record. Lineage: Eukaryota; Viridiplantae; Streptophyta; Magnoliopsida; Poales; Poaceae. Gene Ontology annotation, biological process: proteolysis. Gene Ontology annotation, molecular function: serine-type endopeptidase activity.